ACGAAGCUCCCCACCAUUUGCGUCCGGACUGAGGACAGUCAGCCUCUCCCUCAUUGCUUAUUCACGCCUCCGGAAUGGCUGCUUCCUUUGCUCGCCUGGCGGGCAAUGCCCCCAAAAAGCUUUGCCUCCGCCCCUCCGGCUUUGCUCGCAGCACCCUUGUUCCCAGAUCACGGUCGAUUGCGACGUCAGUGUCCCGUCGAGCGACCGAGCCUACCAGCUACCAGGCUACACGCUUGAUCCCCACGGACCCGACUUUCUCACAUUUCAUAAACAAGGACUCUGACGUACCCGAGACUUCCGCGGGUCUGGAGUCCGAAGCUGAGGGCGUCGGCCGCAAAAUUCGCCAUUAUACCGUCAACUUUGGUCCUCAACACCCUGCUGCCCACGGUGUGCUUAGAUUGAUUCUGGAAAUCAAUGGCGAGGAAAUCGUCCGCGCGGAUCCCCACGUUGGAUUGCUCCACCGUGGUACGGAGAAGCUGAUUGAGUACAAGUCAUAUUUCCAGGCGUUGCCCUACUUUGAUCGUUUGGAUUAUGUGUCUAUGAUGACAAACGAGCAAUGUUACUCGCUGGCUGUCGAGAAGCUGCUGAACAUUGAGAUUCCCGAGCGGGCCAAGUACAUCCGAACUAUGUUUGGAGAGAUUACCCGAAUCCUGAAUCACCUCAUGUCUGUCCUUUCACACGCUAUGGACGUUGGUGCUUUGACGCCAUUCCUGUGGGGGUUUGAAGAACGUGAAAAGCUUAUGGAAUUUUACGAGCGAGUAUCUGGUGCCCGUCUCCACGCCGCCUACGUCCGACCCGGUGGUGUCUCCCAGGAUCUCCCUCUUGGCCUCCUGGAUGAUAUCUACCAGUGGGCUACUCAGUUUGGUGACCGCAUCGACGAAACCGAAGAACUGCUCACGGACAACCGUAUCUGGAAGGCUAGAACCCAGGGCGUUGGUGUUGUCAGCGCCGCCGAUGCGCUUAACAUGAGCUUCACUGGUGUUAUGCUCCGCGGCUCUGGUGUUCCCUGGGAUAUCCGUAAGUCCCAGCCCUACGAUGCCUACGACAAGGUCGAGUUCGAUGUCCCUGUCGGUGUCAACGGCGACUGCUAUGACCGCUACCUCUGCCGCAUGGAGGAGUUUCGCCAGUCCCUCCGCAUCAUUCACCAGUGCUUGAAUCAGAUGCCUGCCGGCCCCGUCCGCGUCGAGGACUACAAGAUCAUGCCCCCUCCUCGUGCUGCUAUGAAGGAAAACAUGGAGGCCCUUAUCCACCACUUCCUUCUCUACACCAAGGGUUACGCCGUUCCUCCUGGUGAGACUUACUCCGCCAUCGAGGCUCCUAAGGGUGAGAUGGGAGUUUUCUUGGUCAGUGACGGUAGCGAGCGGCCAUACCGGUGCAAGAUCCGCGCUCCUGGUUUCGCUCACUUGGGUGGUUUUGACCAGAUUGCUCGUGGCCAUCUUCUUGCGGACGCUGUCGCUAUCAUUGGUACCAUGGAUCUCGUUUUCGGAGAAGUCGACCGGUAAUGUCAUACAUGGAUAGUUUUUUCUAUCUUCUGUACAAAAUACAAAUUUCCCAUAAACAAUGAAUCAAAAGGUCUGAACUCCAUUGAUUGUCCGCCACUGAACUGGUGGACCUUAAGCGGAAAGAUUCGUGGGAUUACGAUAGAUGUGGAAGAUCCAGCACCGUCUGUACCAACUCAUUCUAUGGCGUUGAUUAUCAUUAACUUUUUUUUCCUUUGUCCCGUCCGUCUCGCGAUUUACAUUUCUAUCUACCUCUACCUUCUGGCUUUUCCCUGUCAAUCUGUGUAUAGUGAACACCGACUGAAUAUCGGAUUGGAUAUCUCUAGUAAAGGGAGCUGUAACCGUAUGCUCAUAUAAAAGUGCCUGCCGAACCAGAAGGGACAUGAACACCCUACUUCACCAACCAAUCCCAGCUGCUCAUUUAGUACAAUGCCCGAACGAGACCAACAAGGAGCAGAGAAACAGACUGAACAAAGAGAUGUUAUCAUGAUAUUGUGCGCCUGAAUAUAUGCAGAGAGACCAUCGCAACAAUGCCCAAACUAUUACGGAACCGAAUACUCCCAAGGCCUAUUUUUUUAUCUUCAGGCCCUAAACAUUAUCGUCAUCGUACAUGAAAUUGAUAUCCCUCGGGCGACGCCGAUUGUAAGAGACAAAUUCGCUAUCGCCAGGCGGUCUCUCAUUGCGUGUGUUCGCCGUUAGCAUACUCUGUAUGCUCAUGCAGACGCUCUCGACCGUCUGAACAGGUGACCACCCCGCUGAACUCAGCAGAUCGAGACAUAUAAUGCCGUUGCUGUAGAUGUGCGGAUGGAUUGGAAUGGGCCGCUUGACGGCAGCGGUUGAUGUUUGAUGCUCGGCAUUCGAUGGUUGGUGUUCACCUGCUGUCGACGAUGGAGCGGAGGAACGAGUGAAUUGCGGCUGAGAUUGGGAGUCUGUAAUGAACUGGACUUCUGGAGGUU
This is a messenger RNA of Aspergillus nidulans FGSC A4, 2455 nucleotides long. Its product is annotated as protein ndiD. The transcript is spliced from 3 exons. Gene Ontology annotation, biological process: proton transmembrane transport. The coding region runs from base 75 to 1502 and encodes 475 amino acids. Lineage: Eukaryota; Fungi; Ascomycota; Eurotiomycetes; Eurotiales; Aspergillaceae. The record is from RefSeq and is a predicted model, not a curated record. Gene Ontology annotation, molecular function: NAD binding; oxidoreductase activity, acting on NAD(P)H; quinone binding.